AUGACAAUCCAUUCAGUCAGGCAGUUCGUAGCAGCUCGCGAAAUUAAACCUAAGUACAACGGAAAUAUGCCAACCAGCAUGAGCAGUUCGUUGGAUAUCCUGGCGCGGCCGUACAUCCCGGCGGAUCCUCUCCAAUCACCUCGACUGGCGCAACGUAUUUCGAUGCUGUUGCAGAUGCUGCUGGACUUGUUGAUAAUCUUCGCCUGCAGCAUCCCCCUCUGGAUCGAACUGGUUGUGGAGAUCUUUUCUCCGCCUCCACCGAAGAAUAUCAGUGGCCAAACUGCGCUGGUGACCGGCGGAGCUAACGGCAUCGGGAAAGCGAUUGCAACCGAACUUGCCAAAGAGGGCUGCAAUGUGAUCAUCGUUGAUUUGGAUCAAACCAACGGAGAGAAAACUGCCCUCGAACUGAGACGGUACAACGUGACGACGGUUGCAUACAAGUUCGAUGUCGCCGAGUACGAACAGGUCCGGCAGCUGUAUCGGGUCGUCGAGCGGGAUUUCGGUCCGGUGGACAUUCUGGUUAACAAUGCAGGUAUUCUUCCGUUUCUGUCUUCGGAAGAGAAUCAUCCUUCGGGCAUUAAACGGAUGAUGGACGUGAAUGUGUUGGCCGGAUUUUGGACCGUUGAACAGUUUCUACCGAACAUGGUUCGGCGCCGGAAGGGUCACAUCGUUGCUAUCGCAUCCGCUUCCGCUUACACUCCCGUGGGAUGGAUGAGAACCUACGUAACAUCCAAGUAUGCCGUGCGCGGUUACAUGGAAGCCUUGGACGAAGAGCUGUACCUGAAGGGCCAAUCGAGUUACGUCAAGACAACUACGGUGUUUCCGUUCAUCAUCAACACCCGGAAGCAACUGAUGGAGCGAAUGGGUCACACGUCGGGAGUUUCGUCCCUGCCGAAGUUUUCACCCGAACAGACGGCCCGCACGGUCGUCAAAGCCAUCAGAACUAACAAACGGAAGGUUGUCGUGCCGGAAAGUCUAAAGGCUUGGCAGUUGAAUUUGUAUGAGCACAUUCCAAUUAAAAUUCGUCGAAUGAUGGAUUUGACGGUGAUGAAAGGAAGACCGAUUGUGUUGGAUUAAGCGCUAAUUGAUAGUUGCAUAUACAAUAAGUAGUGUAAGAAAUAAAAAUAUAUCUAGCA
Malaya genurostris is the source of this 1136-nucleotide messenger RNA. RefSeq names its product estradiol 17-beta-dehydrogenase 11-like. The coding region runs from base 1 to 1077 and encodes 358 amino acids. The record is from RefSeq and is a predicted model, not a curated record. Lineage: Eukaryota; Metazoa; Arthropoda; Insecta; Diptera; Culicidae. The transcript is spliced from 4 exons. Gene Ontology annotation, molecular function: oxidoreductase activity, acting on the CH-OH group of donors, NAD or NADP as acceptor. Gene Ontology annotation, cellular component: lipid droplet.